ACCCGCCUUUACUUGUUCUGGGAACCACUUCCUGCCUAAGUGCUGCAUCCCAGGGAAGAAAAGGGCUCGUGUCUCUGCACUUCAGACAGGGCCUGCCUGGCACUGCGGGGUCACCCAGGUCAGAGGCCCUGUGUGAGACCCUCACAGCUCCUGCAUGGGCCCCUCUCUCUGGCAGACCUAGCUCUGGGAUGCCCGAGAGGGAGAGAGCCGUGAGGGCCUGCACUGCUGCAGCCCUGUCCUAACAGGCCCACUCCCGGCUCACUCCUGGCCAGACCCUCGGCCUCGCUCAGAUGCACGUGAGUCAUUCCUCACAGGACAACUCUGUCACCCACAUCCCUGCUCCAGGCACCCUCCCCGACACCCAUCAGGGGCCAGCAUGCACAAGUCGCACUCUCAUUCACCUCGUCCCCAGAGGUCAGCGCCAAGGAGGAGGGCAGGGGCCAUGCAGCGCGGAGGACAGCAGCCCACCUCAGCACACAGAAGCUGCACUGCCCUCAAACCUUCCUCCCCCCCCCAGCUGUCAGGCAGGAGGGAGUGUGGGUGGCCGGACAUCCUCAUUCACAGCUAUCACUAAGAGCCAGGGCUGCAGCUGCCAGAAAGGGUCAUGUGACUCCUGAAGGCCCCAAGGGCAGAGGGAACCCAGAGCCAGCAGCGUGCACAGGGGCCAGCUACGGGAGCCAGCCCAGCCGAGCUGGGCAGAGCAGGCCCGGAGCCCUGCACAAGGCCCCAGAGAGAGCGUGCCCAGCGUCCUGGCAGGAUGAAGGCGCUCGCUGCUGUCCUGUUUGCCUGGCUGCUCUGCACGUGGCCAGGGCAAGGGGUGACGCAGGAGGAAGACGAGGACACGGACGCUGGGCCAGAGGGCUAUGACGACGAUGACGAGGAGGAGGAGGAGGAGGAGGCCAAUUCCAUCCCGGGCACAGAGCGGCUGCACUGCUAUGCCUGCCAGUCCCUGCACCGGGAGGAGCGCUGCAACCAGACACAGAGGUGCCUCCGCAGGCAGGCCUUCUGCACCACCCUGGUGGCCUACAGCAGCACCGGGUCAGGGCUUCUGACCACCUACUCCACGUGGUGCGCAGACACGUGCCAGCCAGUCACCAGGACUAUAGAAGAGACCCAAGUGACCACAGCCUGCUGCCAGUCCACCCUGUGCAACGUCCCUCCCUGGCAGAGCUCCCAGGCCCAGGCCCCGUCAGGCGGUGGAGCAGGCAGCCCCCAGGGCAGCGGGACAGGGGACACUCGGGAUGGUGAGGCAGGGGGCAAGAGGGGUGGUGGGGCAGGGGGGACCCGGGACAGCAGUGUGGGGGGAUUGAAGCAGGGGGAACCAGGGACAGCGAGCCUGGUGCACUCUGGCUGGCCGGGACUCUGGCUGGCCGCUCCCCGAUGUGCCCCACCAGCUCCGGAGAAUAAACUGGGCGUCCUACUGCCCUUGCGGCGCCCGCUCGUGGCCCUGGUCUGUUCUGACUCCCCGUCCACACCCUGCGUUCCUCUGUCCGUGGGCCCUCACGUGGGCCUGCACCCCGUGGCCCAGGACAACCCCCUCCUCAGACCGGCCUGCUAA
Molecule: messenger RNA, 1558 nt
Organism: Tupaia belangeri chinensis (Chinese tree shrew)
Lineage: Eukaryota; Metazoa; Chordata; Mammalia; Scandentia; Tupaiidae
Gene: GPIHBP1
Product: glycosylphosphatidylinositol anchored high density lipoprotein binding protein 1
Exons: 7
Coding region: 758-1558 (266 amino acids)
Biological process (GO): positive regulation of lipoprotein lipase activity; triglyceride homeostasis
Cellular component (GO): plasma membrane
Molecular function (GO): chylomicron binding; acetylcholine receptor inhibitor activity; lipase binding
Source: RefSeq, a predicted model, not a curated record